This is a messenger RNA of Pygocentrus nattereri (red-bellied piranha), 2035 nucleotides long. RefSeq names its product hippocalcin-like 1 (gene hpcal1). NCBI's taxonomy places the organism in Eukaryota, Metazoa, Chordata, Actinopteri, Characiformes, Serrasalmidae. Gene Ontology annotation, molecular function: calcium ion binding. Bases 420 to 1001 code for a protein of 193 amino acids. The record is from RefSeq and is a predicted model, not a curated record. The transcript has 4 exons.
AGAUGUAGGGUGUCGGAUACCUCCUGCUGGCCUCACCGAUGAUGGGCUUACAAGUGUUUGUUUGAGAAACGAUGGGGUCGAUUCUGUUCUCCGAGGAGUCAAAGAUACUGAUGUGUUGUCAGAUAAGCCUUUUAAAGACCGCGCGGUUACCUCUCUAGGCUGACGGACACUUUUAAGGAUAGCUUACUUUGAAAGUCUCGUAGUUUCAGGUGGCUGUAUGUGCACUUUUACUUGUUUUUUCCAUUAGCCUAACUGAGGACACUCCUCUCCUCCAACAUAAGCCAGGCGGACCAAGCCUGCUUUGGUCAAAAAACGGUGUCGCUCGCUUCUUUUCAACUUCUUCUCGGUCCAGAGAGAGAAACCUAGGCACAGAAGAGAUUGACCAGAGGAGUUCUGGAAGUCCACUGGGGUGUUCCAUCAUGGGUAAACAGAACAGCAAACUGCGUCCUGAAGUCCUGAAUGACCUGCGGGAAAACACAGAGUUCACAGACCACGAGCUGCAGGAGUGGUACCGGGGCUUCCUCAAAGAUUGCCCUACUGGCCACUUAACUGUGGAGGAGUUCAAGAAAAUCUAUGCCAACUUCUUUCCUUAUGGGGAUGCCUCAAAAUUUGCAGAGCAUGUUUUUCGUACAUUUGACACCAACGGUGAUGCCACCAUCGACUUCCGAGAGUUCAUCAUUGCACUGAGUGUGACUUCACGUGGAGGCUUGGAGCAGAAGCUCCGCUGGGCCUUCAGUAUGUACGACCUGGAUGGAAAUGGAUACAUCAGCCGCGCUGAGAUGCUGGAGAUAGUACAGGCUAUUUACAAGAUGGUGUCAUCAGUGAUGAAGAUGCCAGAGGAUGAGUCAACCCCUGAGAAACGCACUGACAAGAUUUUCAGGCAAAUGGACACAGACAACGAUGGGAGACUUUCCCUGGAGGAGUUCAUCAAAGGUGCCAAGAGCGAUCCCUCUAUCGUCAGGCUGCUGCAGUCCGACCAGAGUUCCUCUCGCCAGUUCUGAAAGUAGCCAAGCAGCAGCGCUCAAAGGAAACCCUGCCACAAGCCCUCAGGAAGAUCAGCUUAUUGCUCUCCAAGACAUGGGCUGCAUUUGAGUAACAGAUCUACACCGAUCACAGUAGAGUAUGCAAUGUAAAUCACAAAGUCUGAAGAAAAUCUAUUACUCAGAUGCGCUCAACUGUCAUUUAUGGUUCUCACCCACUCAUAGUACAUUCUUGAGGUUGUGGUGAAAGUGGAUACUGUUCCCUGAUCUGUGUCCCUUGAUUUUCAGAAGGCAAACAGUGUAAGAGCUGUAGUUUUGCAUAUCACAAAACUAAGAUUUUAACUGGUUCAGUUUAUAAUCCCUCAGUGAAGUGUCCCUGAUCAGUCAGAGCCCUGAGAAGCAAUUUUUCUACAUCUUGAAAUAAAAUAUUUGGUCAUUUUUGAAGUGUUAAAAGGUCCCAUUCUGGAUACGUCACAUGUGCAAGUUGUUCCAUUUAAACUUAAUAUGCAAACAUGCAUGGAUAAGCAGCACUUAGUAAAGUACCACUUGCAUGACAGAGUUAAAAAAUCCUGAAGACAUACAGGUGCAUGAUCAAUGGGGUUCUGGAAUUAAUCUACAUUCAUUUAUGGACACGGUACAGUAAAUCUUUCAGCGUUUAGUCUUGUAAAAACAUCUUGUCUCUGGACAAUUAAUGCUUUUUUGCAGCUUACGUAUUUUCAUAGUUUAGACAUCUGCCAAUACAUUAUGCUUUGUCAUGGGUGAACUGCCAAAACUAGCAUUUGUGUUGUGAUUCUGUAAUAUUUGAGGUCAGCAAGAGGUGUAGUGAUAAAGUUACAGUGCUGUGUCUGUGUAGCUACCAUUGGAAUAUCCAGCUGUGCUGUUGUCAGAGAAGUACAGGACUGCAGCUUUCCCACUGAAUGUUGCAUAUUCAUUUGUAUGAAUUGAAUAUUAAGCCAUUAUUUAAAAUAGUUUAGAGCACAAACAUUCACAAAGGUGAAAGUUGUUUGAAGUAUGUCAUGUCGUGUUUACAUCUGUAAUAAAAUUCAGUCAGUUAA